GUGAAAAACAGUCCUUUAUCCAAACUGUUGUCUGUUCCACUUUUUGUUCACUUUUUCUUGCUGAGCCUGAGAGAGCACAUGCCUAAAUCCAGGAAAUAAAGGAAACAUGGCUUGUACAUCUCAGUCCACUGUGGAGUACGUCAGGAGGGCCAAGCCCAAACUGGUGAGAACAUUAAAGGGGCUCACUGUGAUUGUGGAGCAUCUCUACCAGAAAGAAGUUUUCUCAGAGGAAGAAGUCAGUAAAAUAAAGACAGCAGGUGACGACUUUGACAAAACCAGAGAAAUUGUGAACCGUGUCAUAAAAAAGGGGGAAGCAGCCUGCUAUGAGUUUCUCAGGAUUAUUGACAUAAGAAAGAGAUCUACAGAAAGGCCGCCAUCUUUUCUGGAAAUUACAGCGUCAGAUUCCUCUUCACGAGACAAAUUUGACCUGAACUACUGGAUCAGCUGCUUUUCCUUCAAGGACGACACCAACAUGGAUGUAACAUAUUUACAAGGCCCUAAACCGUGUCACAGAUACCAGCAAAAGUUGAAAUUUAAAGCUCAGAAGGUUUCAGAAAGAUCAUGGAUCCAAAGUAAAGCAGUCCUGUUCAACAAGGAGACAUCUUUGUCCUACACUUCACUUGUGUUAGACACACAAGGACAGGCUUCAGCAUCCAAAAUAAAAAAAGUCAAAGAUCAAGAAAAGCAGGAAGCUUCGCACAAAAAAACUCAAGGCCUACUUGCUUAG
This is a messenger RNA of Oreochromis aureus, 727 nucleotides long. RefSeq lists its product as uncharacterized. Lineage: Eukaryota; Metazoa; Chordata; Actinopteri; Cichliformes; Cichlidae. Gene Ontology annotation, biological process: regulation of apoptotic process. The coding region runs from base 107 to 727 and encodes 206 amino acids. The record is from RefSeq and is a predicted model, not a curated record. The transcript has 3 exons.